Bursaphelenchus okinawaensis is the source of this 11999-nucleotide messenger RNA. The record is from the annotation of a GenBank genome assembly. Lineage: Eukaryota; Metazoa; Nematoda; Chromadorea; Rhabditida; Aphelenchoididae.
AUGCCUCCAUUGCUACAAGCUGAAGAUCAGCAAAAGGCAGUAGCAAUGGGAGAGAAGCCCAGUACCACCACAAUAUCCACCAUAGCUGUGCGAGCCGAACCACAUACAACUAUUGUUCUGGCUAUGCUCAAGGUAAGUGCUAUUAUCUUAGAUUUUUUGAAAUUUUGAAAUUUUUAGUUCAUUUUAUCAUAAUUUUGAAGAUUUGGCCCUAUUUUGGGUCUUUAAAACAGUAUGCCAAUUUCGGCGGGAAAAUGUGGAUUUGAAAAUUUAUGUUUUCAAAUACGUUUUUCAAAUCUUUUAUGGUUUUUUUGCCCAUAAUAAUGAUUUUUUGUGGUUUUGAAACGGCUUUGACUACAGAAACAGAAUGCCAAUUUUGGCGGGAAUUCAAAAAUUUGAAACUUUUUUUUAUAAAAUUAGAUUUAAAAUUCAAAAAAAAUUAAUGUAAAAUACGCCAAUUUCAUCAAUCUAUUCACUGAAAGAUGAGGUUGUCAUUGUAAACUAAAAAUAUUGUCAAUAAUGACAUUUUUAGUCCGAAGGUGAUAUCCAUCUAAGAAUCGACGAAAUGAACCCUAGGCUACUUGAGAUCGGAGAGACUAUGGAAGAUGCGGAGACUCUAUUCGACUCUCAUACUGACUUGACUGCGAGACUGGCUGUAAGUUUGCUUUCAAAAUGAGUCAUGAUGACAGAUUUUAUGACACUUUUUUUAAAUUUUAAAAAUAGUUUUGGACAUGACAUUUUGCAGUGUUAAAAUGAAAAUUUUGAUAAAAAAUAAUUUCAUGCCAUUUUUAACGAAAAUGCGUCAUUAUAUUUUAUAUCAUCAUGACAUAUUUUAUGACAAUUUCACGUAAAAUUAAUUUAAAAUUUUAUUUUAUGGGCUUAAAUUUUCAUAAAUUUAAUUAAAAGACUCUAUUUUUGUGAUUUUUAAGCAAAACAUGUCAUUAUGACAUAUUUCAUGACACAUUUUUUGGAAUCGGGAAAAAAUUAAAAUAAGAUUUAAAUGACUUUAAAUUUCGAAAUUUAACAAAAAAGCAUUUUUUAUCUUUUUCAGACCAAAGAAAGUCAAGUGGAAGAGCUCCUGACCCGAGCCAACGAGCUAGCUCACGAACAAGAAGACCACAAUGUAUAUGUCUACGAAUCUAUGGCCGAAAGCCUGACUUUGGCUUGGAGAGAACUUAACAAACAGCUCGAGCUACGUGGCUACAUUCUAGAAGACGUUCUGAGGUUUCAUGAGGCUGCUAAACAACAUGAAAAGCUCGUGGCCAAGGUUCAUCAUUACCUGAAGAAGUUGAUUGAAGACGAAGAUGACCCGAAGACUAUUCAAACCGUCAAAAAUACUGUGGAUGGUAGGUUAUUGAUUUUUUGAGAAAUUUUAAUUUUAGGAGUGGGUAGGGGUGGAAUUAGGGGUAGGGGUAAAAUUCGGGGUCUGGGUGGGACAGGAGUAGGGGUAGCGGUAGGGGUAGGGGUAGGGGUAGGGGUAGGGGUAGGGGUAGGGGUAGUGGUAGUGGUAGGGGUACAUAAAAAAUUGAAAAAAAUUAAAUUUUUUGUUACGGUAGACACAAAAUUCCAUUUUUCAUUUCCAGAAAUCAUUCAAACAACCGUAGAAGCCAUUGGAGCAGGUACUGAAGUCAUAACCCAAAUUCGAGUGUUAGGGGCUUUGGCUGACAAUGAUAACAGGCUGAAUGAAGUUGUGGAUAGUUGUUUGAUUAUCGAGAAAAUCAUGUUGAAGUAAGUUUUUACAUUAGUUCUGUUUUGUCUUAAAAAUUUUUAUCCACCCCCAAAAAAUUUUUUUUUACCCCACCCAAAAAAAAAUUUUUAUAAAUUGAAGAAAAGUUGAAAUACCUUUCAAAAAUGCCAUCUUUUACAGAAUGUCAAACGAAUGGGAGUAUGUAGAAACAGUUUGGACAGAAGAGAAGCAGCGUCUUGAGGUAGACCAGGAACUAGAAGGUGUAGCUGAAGAAGAUCAAGGAACCUUAAAGAGAAAGAAGCCAGAAGAAGCACCGAAGAAAGUUAAUCAUGGGAAGCUGGGAGCUCAGUUGAAUGGAAUUGACACUUGGUUAUCAAACUCAAAGAAAAAAUUGAAAAGAGACCCCAAUUCGGCUAGCCAAAUCUUGGCUGAGGGAAAUGUAAGCCUAAUCCGCUGCCCCUACCCCUACCCCUAUUCCUACCCCUACCCCCACCCCUAUCCUUGGUACUACCCUAACCCUUGGUACUACCCCUAUCAUUGGUACUACCCAUACUCUUGGUAAUAUCUAUACCCUUGGUACUAUCUUUAAUACUACUCCUACCUUUUAUCUACUGUAACUUGUACCUCAUCCCUACCCUAAUCUUGCUAUAGAUUUGUCCCAGCUCCUACAAUCACCUUGCUCUUGAGUUCUGUUCUAGCCUUAACUUACUAUAUAUUACAGUACCCUAUCCUACGUAAUCUACACUUUCAGACCCAAAAAGACAAUUUGGCGAGAAUCGAAGAUAUUGUUCAAAAAAACAUUCCUCAAUCACCUUUGGCCACGAAAGUCGACUCACUUAAGAACAAUAUUCACAAGUUCUUGGACGAACUUCAAUCUGAAGGAAGAGCGAAAAGUCAGGUCGAGACUUUUCUGCAGAACGCUAAGAUGGUAAGACAAGUUGAAAAUGAUGGUGGGCUUAAGCUUAGUUUGUUCAGGCUUUGUUAGUUUUGCCUUAUUAUGCUCCGGGUUGCUUACUAGGCUAGGCUUAGGAGGUUUAGGCUUAGUAAGCUUAGGUUUAGUAGGCUUAGGCUUAGUAGGCUUAGGCUUAGUAGGCUUAGGCUUAGUAAGCUUAGGCUUAGUAGGCUUAAGCCAAGAACUUGCUUUAUUAGGCUUGAUGUUUUAUAAAAAAUCUAGCCAUUUCUAUAUUGUAGUAGGUCAACCCUGACUGUACUCGAAAAAAAUUGAAGUUUUAGGAAAUGACUGGCCGAAACGUAAAUUUACUGUCCAAAUUACCUUUUUCUAGUCCAAUAUCUACACUGUAACCCCAUGUUUUAGAUCCUAAACCAACUAGAUCAAAUGGAACGUGACCUCAAAGUGGCGUCAGCCGCCUUGGCCUCCGAACUCUCUCCGCUAGCCAAAAAUAAGACCAAAAAAGUUAUCGAUGAAGGUACUCAGAUCCUACGACAAGAGAACAAUCUCAUCGUUCGAGAAAUGCUGGAGAAGUUGAAUCAUCGACUUCGCGAGGUCGAGGAGCUGGCUAGCUAUCGAGUCAAUGUGAACCGCCGCUUGUCCGACAAACUGGUCGAACUGAACGACUGGCUGAAACGAGUGGCCGAACCAUUUUUGGCCGACAAUGGCCACAUCGGCUCGAAUGUUCAGAGUGCUAGCGAGUUCCUGAAUGCUCACAAAAAGUUCGAAACAUUGUUGGUGAACAAAGAACAAGAAGUGAAUUCGGUCGUUCAACAAGGAUUUGAGUUGAAUGAAGAUGGACAACAACAGAUCAAAGAGUUCCGACAAAGAUACGAGAUUUUGAAGAGCAAUUUGGACAAGAGGAUCGAAAUGGGAUUGGUUUUGCAGAAGGUAACAGUAAAAAAUUGAUUUUAGAAAAAAAUUUAAAAAAAGUACAGCCUUAAUUUCAAAAACUUUUUUUUGGAUUUUAGGAACAAAAAAUAAAAAAAAGUUUUAAAAAAGUCUGUUUUAGCCUAGGUAAGUCUAAUUUUACUAUUUUCGAUGAAAAAACUAACUUACAUUACCUUAUCUUCUGGGUCCCGCAACGAAAAAUGUUAUUUUGGCAUUAUGUUUUCUAAACUAAUUUUUUCGUAUUUUACCGGCCGAAAAAUAAAAAAAAACUGUUAAAGUUGCCUUAUCAAGUAAGAAAAAUAUGCUUUUUUUAGAUUUUUGGAUUUCUUAACUUAAAAUUUUGAUUUUUAUAUUAUAGUAGGUAACAAUAUUGUUUUAGGUCUUUUAGCGGUCGAUUUGCGAAUCAAGUCAUGAAAAAUUAUAAAAAAUACAGUAUGAUAAAUGUUUUAGUAAUCAAAAACACCCUUGUUGAUUCUAUUUUAUUGAUUUUUGAUAUAAAUUUUUAUGUUAUAGUAGACAUAGCUAGUGUUUCUGGUCUUAAAAUUCUCAAUUUACGAACAAAGCCUGAAUAUUCUUGAACAAUAUGAUAUUAAAAAGCAGUAUUAAGUUAUAAAACAUGUCCUCUAGCUUUAUUUCUCAUUUCCCGUUUCAAAUUUUCCUUUUAUAUUGUGAUAGACAUCAAUAUUGUUAUAGGUCUUCAAACUCAGCGACGACCUGGACCAAUCUUUCAAAACAUUGACGGACUCGUUAAAUGAUAAAGAUCUGUAUAAAAAUGAGUUGGCAUUCAAUGACUUGACUAAACAACUUCAAAAUGCUCAAGAAUCGUUGGCUCAGGAGAAACAUCAAGGUAAUUUUUGGGGUUCUGCCCUUUUUUUGUUUUUCUUUGAAUUUUUAGGUAAUAACGAGGUUGGAUUGAUGUAAAAUACUGGUUGAUUUCUGAUUACUGGGGUUCAUUACAAUUUUUGCCUUUAGAAUUUUAAGGUUUAUUAGGUUUAAAAUGGCAGAAAUUACCUAUUUUUUGGUUUUUUUUAAAGUUUUUGGGUAACAACGGCUUAAUAUUUAUGUAAAAUACGUCUGUUUGAUGUGUUUUAUUAUAUGUUUUUCUAAUAAGAUUAUUUAGUUUCGGAAAAUUUAAUAGCUUAUCAGGUUUAAAACGACAGAUAUUACCUAUUUUUUCAGUUCAAAAGCUCUCAUCCAUUGCCAAAUCCUCCCAACCGACCGACUUAAACCUUCGUAGCCAAAAAGUGGAGGAAUCAUUGGCCACAAUUGUUGCUGAGCAUGAAAAAGUGUUCCAUGAGCUUCAAGAAGAGCUACGCAAUUGGCAGUUGAAGCGAGAUGCGCGCAAGGCAGCGAGCAAAACAGUUGAAGAGGUUCAGAUCUGGCAGGUUGAGACCAAUCAAUUGUUGGACAAUUUGGAAACAAAAGCUAAAAAUGCUAAACCAGCUGAAGAGGGCAAGGUUAAGACGGAACUUGGUCGGGUUGUUUCGAAUUUGCCAAUUCAAGAGCAACAGGAGAAGAUUAUUCAAGUACAACAACAUGUUCAACAAAGUGAAGGUAGGUCAUGUUGGAGUGGGCUAAAAAGUUCAUUCUUUGUCUUUUUAAAUGUAAAAUACGGGGUUUCAAUCAAUUUAUUUAAAAAGUUUAUUUUGCUAGUUUUGGACCAUACCUGUCACAUGAAACACAAUGCCGAAUUUUGGCGGGAAAAUUGAAAUUUGAAUUUUUUAAUUGUAAAAUACGGCCUCGCAACGCAGCGUUUUACGAUCUUGGGUUUACGUACUUUGUUAACAACAUUUUUUGCCAAAAACACUGGUUUUAUACCACAUAGACAUCAAUUAUAUUAUCCAUGACAAGUUAAUUCACUUAAAUUUGAUACAACUUUCAUUUUCUCAAAAACAUCACUACAAUAUGCAAAUUUUAAGUUAAUAUCACACACACAAUUAAGUUUAUCACGAUUUGGUUAGCACCACAAGGCAUUUCAGACGCGGAUUUGGGUCAGAAGUUGGAUUAUCUUCACCGUGACCAUCAACUUUUGAAGCGUCGUCUCUCGGACCUGGAGCAAUCCUCACGCAACUUCAGCGAGACUGUAGCCGAGGAAGAGACUACUGUGAUUACAAGGUUUCCAUCCAACUCCUCAAUUCCGCAAAUCCAACAUUCAUAUCAGAUUCCGAAGGGGCACGCUCCGAACCUACUACAAGGUCUUGAGAAUCUGGAGGUAACUGAAGGUGGACCGAUUGAAUUGAUGGUUAAGAUUGAUUCCGAACCUCCAUCGAGUGUGAAAUGGCUUAAGGAUGGUAGAGUGAUCAAGUCUUCGCCGGAUUAUCGACAGAACUUCGAUGGUGAAGUGGCUACAUUGAGGAUCGAUGAGGUGUUUCCUGAGGACUCGGCCAAUUACACUUUUAUUGCUGAGAACUUGCACGGUACUGCACAAAGUGUCGCACAAUUAGUGGUGAAAUGUAAGUGAAGGCACUGGUUCUUUGUUUUGCAUACUUUUCGUUUUUAACAUUUUUAGUUUAAAAAAUUUUUUUUUGAAAAUUCAUUUUUUAAGUGUGUAGGGUUGGGUACGUUAGAACGGGGGUAAUGUAGAGAAGGGGUAAGGUAGAGUAGUGGUAGAAUCGAUGAAACUUAUCAUAGGGUUUGGAUGUGGUCGGGGUAGUAUGAUAGGGUAGGAGUACGAUAGAGUAGGGGCACGGUUUGGUCGGGGUACGGUAGGGUAGGAGUAUAGUAGAGUACUGGCGCGGUAGGGUAGAAGUAUAUACUAGAGUACGGUAGAGCAAGAUUUUUAUAGGGUAGGAGUACGGUAUCGUAGUGGCACGGUAUGGUCGGGAUACGCUAGGGUAAAAGCAUAGUAGAGUACGAGAGAGUAGGAAUAUGAUACGGUAGCAAUACGAUGGGGGUAGGAGUACGGUAGAGUAGGGAUGCAGUAGAGUAGAAGUACCGGUAGGUAGAGGUCCCGAAAGGUUUUGAGGUACUGUUGCGAAAAGUACUGGAAUUACGGUAUACUUAGUGUAUUGUAGUAGAGUCUUAAUUACUUCCGUACUCUCACUGUAUCAUACGCCAACUCUAUCGUACUCUUUUUCUACUGCAGUUUUCUAUGUUACCGUACUUUCACUCUACCGUACCUUUUCUCUACUGCACCCUAACUUUAAUUUCACUGCUAUAUUCCUACUCUACUGUACUUUUGCUCUACUGUAUACUUUACCUUACUUUUGAUGUACCCUUAUUCUAACCUUUUUCUAAAACUUUAAAUUUUUAAAAUUAAAUUUUUUUUUUAAUUUAAAAAAUUUUCAGCAAGAUCAAAAAACGCGACGCCACUGGAAGACAAGCCUCGAUUUGUUCGCCAACUCCAGAAUGUGGACGUUCGUGAUGGAGCAACGGCCGUUCUCGAAUGUGUUUGCGUGGCGAAACCCGAACCUCAAGUCACAUGGUAUAAGGAAGAAACAGUGAUCAGAGAAUCCGAUCGGAUUCGAAUCGAUUACACUGGAGACAAGUGCGUUCUUCGGAUUCUGGGGGCUGGAAGCUCGGAUUCUGGGCUUUAUAAGGUAAAAUACGGAUUACAAAAUAUUUUUAUUUAAUUUUAAAAAAUUUAAAAAUUCAAAAAAAAAUUAAAUUUUAAAAAAAACUUUUUUAUUUUUAAAAUUUAAAAAAAUUUUCAGUUUUUAAAAGUUUUUAAAAUACGACAUAAUGCUAUAUUAAUGUACGCUACAGGUCGUAGCCAAGAACAUUCACGGCGAAUCGAUAAACUUUUGUCGCUUACAAAUCCAACCAGGCCAGGAACGCUCGAAUCUGCCGCCUUUUUUCGACCCACCCUUGAUGAAUAAGGUCGUAGCCGAAGGAGAGGGUAUUGUGUUGGAAGUGAAGGCGUUCGGAGAUCCCAUACCUAACAUCGAGUGGACUUUGAAUGAAAAACCAUUGACUGACAGCGAGAAUUUGAAGGUUAUCAAUGAAAAAGAUGGUUGGAGUCGGAUUAGAAUUGAAAGGUAGGGCUAUUGUAUAAGGUAGUGGUACGGUAGUACGGUAUAGGGCUUGGAGCGGGUUUUGAGUACGGGAGGGUAGUGGGUUGGAGAGGAGGGAUGGUAGGUGAAUAGGGAACGGGGGGGGAGAUGGUAAGGUGAAGAGGGUGGGUAGGAGUUGGCUUGGGGGGGAGGGGGGGGGGAACGGACUGGAAUGGAAGUUAUAUAGCUCUAAACACGAGCUAACGUACUAUAAUAUGAGUUAAAGUACUAUAAUUUUACCCGUAGUGCUAUAACUUUAUAACCUAUAGUACCACAGGAUGACUUAAUGUACCAUAGGAUCAUUAGUACUAUAUUACUACCUUUAAUACUAUAAUAUGAGUAUGCUGCUCUGACACUUCAUCUAGUACUAUAAUGCGAAAUACAGUACUAUAAUAUCAUAUAUAGUACUGCAAUUUGGUUUAUAGUACGAUGAAGUGAUCUGUGAUACUAUGGGCUGACCUAUGGUACUAUGGGGUCUAUAGUACUACAAUAUGACUUAGUAUGGCCUGUAGUACUUAAGCAUGACUUUAGUACUAAAGUUGGAAUUGUUGUACUAUUGUACAAUCUACAGGGCUCUAAAAUGAUUUAUGUUACUAUAGAGUAACAUGCCGUACUAUAUGAUAUAUAGUACUGUAAUAUAAGUGAUAGUACUGCAGUUUGAUUUAUAUGACUAUACGUAAAUAUAAAACUUGUAAAUUAAAAAAAAAUAUUUUUAAGUUUUUAAAAUUUUACAUUACAUACCUCCUAAGCUCUAAAAUUUCAGUGUAAAUCACGACAAUACCGGCCUUUAUUCAGUCCGAGCCAUAAACCCCUCAGGCGAAGCGAAAACAGCCGCUACUCUAAACCUAGUCCUUCAGCCCAAGCCCAGUCAAAUCAUCCAUUCACAACAAUCGACCAUAACUCGUCGAAGCUCAUCGCCACGCCAAGAACACUACAACCAAGAGAAGCAGGUCCUCAUUCAACAGCUCCAGAAAGUGCACCAAGACUACCAUUCCAAUUACUCCACCGAGCGCACCACUCCCAACCUACUACACAAGACUCAAAGUGCAUAUGAGAAUCGGUUCCCACCUCCAGAAGACUGUACUGACUUUGGAUUCAGCAGCUUGGCCAACGCUCCACAGUUUAUUCGACCGUUCCAAGACGAAUACACCGUGAAUGAGGGCGAAAAGAUUCAGCUGGACUGCCUGAUGGUGGGUAAUCCAAGGCCCAAGGUUCAGUGGUUCUUUAAUGAUCGACCCAUCAAGAGCAAUUGGCACUUUGCUGAGGUAAAAUACGGGGUUGCGCACAUACGUGAUAUUAUAUAUAAAUUACAAGUGAUUGUUUUUUGAAAAUGAUAUUAUAGUAGGGCAUGGCGAGUUGAAUAGGCGAAGGGUUUUGUAGCGUAGGGUAAAUUAUGGUUUGGUGAGUCAAGGGGUGGGUUUUGUAGGGUAGUGCGUGGCAGGUAUGAGGGUAGGUUAUAUAGAGUAGGACAUUGCAAGUACGGGGGAGGGGUUAUAUAGAGUAAGGCAUGGCCUGUACAGGGGUACUGUAAGCCACAUUAGGGUGUGAUAUCGUAGGUCUAGGUGAGGUGUAAUAAUAAUGUAAAAUACGAGAUUUUUUCCUUUAUUAAAAAUUUUUGUGAAAAUUCAAAUUUUGAAUAAAAAUGAAAUAUUGUUUUUAGUUCCCAAACAUUGGCGAUACCUACUACAUUUCUUUUGCUCCGGCAAAACUCGAAAACUCUGGUCUGUACCGUAUUGUUGCUGAAAACAUCAGAGGAAGAACAGAAUCGAGCACACUGAUUCACGUUCGGCCAAAAUCCAUGAUUCCACCCCCCUCGAGAAAGGUAAAAUACGGGCCGAGACAGUAUUUUGUCUUGUAACUUAAUCUACUAUAAUAUUUCAUCUCUUAGCAUACUUUGCUUAUUCUACUCUAGGCUCCUGCCGUACUCUAAGCCCUACCGUACUUGUAGGCCCUGCCGUACUUUCAACCUUGCCGUACCCUAGGCCCUGCCGUAAUCUAGGCGCUACUGUACUUAAGGCGCUACUUUAUUCAAGGUCUUACUGUACCCAAGGUCUUACCGUACUCUAGGUAUUACUGUAUUCUGACCCUACUAUACAUAAGGUCUUACUGUAUCCUAGGCGUUUUGAUAACGUGAGCCCUACCGCUUUAGGAUCUACUGUUAACUUAGCCUAUCUUUUCUAUCAUGACCUUCCGUAACCUACCAUAUCUUUUUUGUCAUGAAUUACUGUAACCUACCUUAUCAUUCUUUGUCUGUCUUACUUUAUUUUUCCACAGUAAAUCUUAUAUUAAAGUAACUUCUUCACCUUCAGACCCCUCAACGUUUCAUUCAAAAAGACUUUGGCGCAACAGACUACGCCGCUGCCUCUCCUACCUAUUUCUCCGACCGAGGAUCAACAACAUCACCAGCUCGACGCCUUAGUCAAUCAGCAUAUCAACCACGUGAUUUAGGACAAUACGAACGUUAUGUCCAAUCACAGAGUUUACAGUACUAUCAGGACGAUCAGUAUCAACAAAAUUUGAGUCGAAAUUCAAAUUUUGGGCCGAAUUUGAAUCAACCAUUGGCUGGCAUGGGUAAUAUGCCAGGUAAUACGGGCCAGAAUCAGAAUGUUGGUCAAAGCCCUAAUAUUACCCAAAAUUCAAGUUUUUAUCAAAAAACGAUCACUCAGAGGUAUUCAGAAGGCCCUCAAGGCUAUGGUGAUGGAUCUAGCUCAAGAACAAGUUAUGCUUAUGAUAGUAAGGAUGAUAUUAGGCCAUUUUUAGGCCAAAAAUCGACUCAAAACAGCAGUUUUGAGAAGUAUCAGGCAAGGCAGGAGCCGUUGGAUCAAUAUUUAGAUAGGGGAGGCUCAUAUCAAGGGGAAUAUCAAGCUAAAGGAGGCCCAUAUCAAGGUGGAUAUCAAGCUAAAACAGGCCCAUACCAAGGUGAAUAUCAAGCUUCUGGAGCUGUAUAUCAAGGUCAGAAUCCAGCAGAAGCUUCCGGCCAAGAUUUGUCAUAUUAUCCAUCUCAAGGAGGUCACCUAGAGCCCUACGAGUCUGAUGUCUACUCUCAAGAGCAAUAUCAACAGUACCGUCAAAGCAGUGUAGAACAGAAGGAUCUUCUACAUCGUCAGCCUUCUGAUCUACUGGGUGACUCUCAACGUUAUCAGGCUUUUGAUUCUCUUCAUCGUCAACCUUCAGAACCCCAACAACAAGCCCCACCUUUGCAACAUGACCUAAGCCGCGAUUCUCUUCAUCGUCAGCCGUCGGACAUUCAACCUCCACACUUUCUACACACGUUACAGUCGUAUGUAGCUACAAUCGGUGAAAAAGUUCAAUUUGAUGCCAUCGUGACAGCGAAUCCACUACCGAUCAUCGAAUGGACCAAAGACGAUCAUCUGAUAGAUGAAAGAACCCACCCGAACUUGCAGUUCGUUCACAACGGAAAUCACGUCGCUUUGAUCGUUAAUAAUGCUCAAGUUGAGGAUUGUGGAAAGUACAUGUGCACGGUGCGGAACGAACUGGGUGUAGCGACGAGUAGCGCUCAGUUCGUGGUUAGACGUAGGUUUUUGAAACAUUGUGAGUUGAUACCAUUUUUAUAAAGGUGAGGGGGGAACGAAAUGGGUGGUUUUGAUUUUGAUAAUAAAUGGUGCUUCUUUACUUGUUAGCACGUACUGUACUGUACUGUUUUGGGUAAAAAUUAGUUUUUAUGAAUUCGCGCGUACAUAAGUUGAACUAAACUACGGCCUGUUUUAUGCGAUACUUAAUAGUACUAUGUAUACUAUUUAGCACGUACUAUAAAAUACAGGUUUGGUUAAAAAUUACUUUUUUAUAAAUUUGAGCGUACAUAAUAUCAUAUUUUGCCAUUUCGCACGUACGUAAGUUUAUGUUUUCGUCGAUUCGCGCGUACAUACGUUCGAACUAAUGUACGGUUGAAUUGACAAAAUUUAAAAUUUUUGGACUGUAAUUGUAAAAAUUAAAUUAAAACGUUAAAAAAAUGAAAAUUAUAUUGUUAUAGCGAACACAAUAGCUCCAGAUUUCAUCCAGCGAUUAAUAAGCGAAGAAGUGGCCGAAAGAGACAUGCUCCGAUGGACAGUGGAGAUCACUGGAGACCCAGAGCCACAAGUUAUUUGGCUACGAAACGGCGAUCCAAUCCCAAAUUGUCCGGAAGUACAACUUUUGAAUGUGAGUUGAUUGGGUGUGGUAGAAAUUUAAUAAAUUGUCUUUGAGGGUGUGGUAAAUUUAAUAAUUUUAAAAAUUUCAGGAAGGCAACGGAGUCCACUCCCUAGUAAUCCCGUCGGUCGAACAAGCUGAUGGUGGUCAAUUCACCUGUAUCGCGGAAAACGUGGCCGGCGAAGCCCGCUCCACGGCCGACUUGGUGGUUCGACCGGUCGGUAGUGAGCCGGGCGCCUACUUUCACAUCACCAAAGUAACUCAAGAGAAACGAGUGAAUGGUGAAGAUGUGUCACACAACCAAACACUCUCCAUCGAAUCUCCGAAACAACACUAA